Messenger RNA from Symbiodinium natans, 1851 nucleotides. The record is from the annotation of a GenBank genome assembly. Lineage: Eukaryota; Dinophyceae; Suessiales; Symbiodiniaceae.
GACUGGCAGAUUCUGAGCUCCACCGUCACCAGCCAGAACCUCGAGAAGUUCCCUGUCGGAUACAUGCGCUGGGGCGAGGUGAGCAAGGGGGACAAGUGGCCGCAGUUCGCAGACCUCUGGAUGAAGCUCACCGCCGAGGACGUGGUCGGCACCGAAGCUAGGGACCGGUACAAGCUGGACAACCUGCGGAUCGCCCUGGCGGACCAGCCCUCGGCUCCCGUGACGGACAGCUUCUUCGACGACACCAGCCUGCUGAAGACAGCGGAGUCUUUCCUGUUCGAUGCUGGGUACACCUUCAUCCUGGCCAUCAAUAGCCUCCUUAACCAAGGCCACAGCCUGAGCGACAUUAAAGGCGAGCUCUUGCUGAAUCAGGUGAGGUCCACUGUCUUCACGGGCAUCACAGGCGACGUGAGCUUCAACUCGAAUGGUGAUCGCCUCGCAGCGUACCAGCUGAUCAACAUACAACCCGAUCCAGGAGGCUCCGGCAAUGUGGAGACGAAGGUGGGUCUCUUCUCGGCCACCUCCGGCAACCUCUCCUUGACUGAGGAUCCUUACUGGAUGGAUGGACGGCGCUCCGGGCGACCUCCAGUGCAUCUUACCAGCUGCAGCGCUGGCUUCUACCAAGAGGAGCUCUCGGGACAGUGCAAUCCUUGUCCAAGAGGUAUGUAUUGCCUGGGAGGCGACGCCUCAUUCAGCCGCUGCCCACGUGGAACAUUCGCGAACGAGACAGGGAUGUCGAACUGCAGCGCGUGCGCCGUCGGCCGCUUCGCCGCAAAGGUCGGCUCGGCUGAGUGCGACGAGUGCCUGCCAGGCACCUACGCAGAUGUCACUGGCCUCGAGGUGUGCAUCAAGUGCCCGAAGGGAACCUACGCGCCGCUGUCGGAGGCUACGGCGUGCAUCGGAUGUCAGAAGAACCGAGUCACAGAGGAGCGUGGCAGCGAGUUCGAGUCAGACUGCAAGUGUGCAGAAGGCACCUUCAUGUGCAACGCCACUGGGUGCUUGCCUUGUCCGGAGGGCCUCUUCUGUGCCAUGGGGAUCGGUCUGCCCACUCAGCGGGAAGGAUACUGGACCCCCAGCGCCUCACCGAAUCAAUGCGACUUCUCCGUGCUACGCUGCCGGGGCGUGGGCCAGUGUCCCGCCAUGGAACUGGGCGGCUGUGCGAGCGGGCGUGAGGGGAUGGCGUGCAACAACUGCCAAACCGGGCACUUCGCCUUGGAAGACGGCACAUGCACGCCUUGCCAGACAGCAGACGCGCUGCCAGCGACUAUUUUGGCAGUUGUGGCAGUGCUGAUUCUCAUCGUGCUCCUCUCAUCGAUCAACGCAGAUCUGAAUCAGCAAAGCUUGAGCAUCCUCACCGUGGCGGCCAUCGGAAGCCAGAUGGUGCCCCGGAUCCGUCAGGAGAGGGCGAGGUUCGACGCCAGCAGUGGGGGAAAGAAGCCGAAGUUGGAGUACUUGAACAUCAAGGAGCCGAUACUGCACACCGUGGGCUAUCGAGUGUCACAUCAGCUGCUGUUGCCACCUGCCCUCAAGGUCUGCGCGAUGGCAUCGAACCUCGUGCACGGUGCCGCUGUGGUGAACCUAAAAACAAGGGAGAUAAAGAAGGAUUCGAAGACGGGCGCCGUUCCCGUGAAAGCUGACCUGAACAUCCUGUACACAGGGUCGCAGGACGAGUACUGGUUGAAUCUCUCGGAGGACAGAAAGUUCAAGCAGGAGAAGAUGGACUCCCACGGGAUGGUGAUAACCGGGAUAUCCUUGGCAGUCACAUGGGCCUUCUUGACUUCAUCUCUUGAUUGCUGCUACCUUGGAGAGGACAUGAACCCUGAAAGGGUUCAUGAUUCAUACGGGUUCUAG